This is a messenger RNA of Lytechinus variegatus (green sea urchin), 2544 nucleotides long. Its product is annotated as homeobox protein MIXL1-like. The coding region runs from base 316 to 801 and encodes 161 amino acids. Gene Ontology annotation, molecular function: DNA-binding transcription factor activity, RNA polymerase II-specific; RNA polymerase II cis-regulatory region sequence-specific DNA binding. Lineage: Eukaryota; Metazoa; Echinodermata; Echinoidea; Temnopleuroida; Toxopneustidae. The transcript has 3 exons. The record is from RefSeq and is a predicted model, not a curated record. Gene Ontology annotation, biological process: regulation of transcription by RNA polymerase II. Gene Ontology annotation, cellular component: nucleus.
GUCUGUUGGAUCCUCAUUUCUUACGAAUUCGUCGAACCCGCUUUGCAAUUAUGAAUAUUUGUCUAACACUAUAUGCAUUAUAAUUUACAUCUGUUAAUCAUCCAGUUUUUGCACCUGAAACCUAACCCUUGUCAAUAGCCUCUAAUCAAGCAACAUGUUACCCCUUAGGCGUUCAAGGCAGGGUAGCGUGAUUUUGUCUUCUUGUUAUAUCGCACCAAACCUGCUGAAAACUAGAUAGAUAAAGACAUGUCCGUUACGAAAACUGUCAAAUCAAAUUUUGAGAGCUUUUAAAGCGUAUGGAAUUAACUCUUGGCAAUGGAAGAUCAAGUCCAAUCAUAUUUUCGACCAAUUUUCGAGAGGGAAAGCGGAUCAACAGAAGAUGUGCCGGCACUUAAAGACCCCAUACCUGCAACCCCUACCUCUCCAAUACACUUCCCCUUGAGGAACCGUCCUGAUGUUCCUCUGACAUCAUCAUCGCCUUCAGACUUUGCACCUCCGCCACACGUUUCCUUCGUGUCACCAACGGAUGUGUUCCAUACUCCGGUCAGGGCACCCCGACGUCGACAACGGACGACGUUCAAUGCCGAGAUGCUUGAUGUCCUUGAAACGGCCUUUGCUCGCACACCUUAUCCUGAUAUCACUCUCCGAGAAGAACUGGCAAGGAUUGUUCAGCUUAACGAGUCGAGAAUACAGGUUUGGUUUCAGAACCGGAGAGCCAAGCAGCGCAAGUUAUCGCGACAAGCUUUUCAUCAUCACCACCAAGUUGCUCGAUCCAUGUCAUCUUCAGAGCGGCCUCUGUGAUGCACUCCACCAAACCUUGGACUGUUCAAUCUCUUCGAUGGUCACCAUACCCAUGAAUUCAUAAUUGAUAAAAGACACUGAUUGCGAAAGUGGAGCUAAUAUACUGUAUGUACAUAUAUAUUACAUGUAAAACAGAGUGGAUUUUGUUUUCAUUAUGAAUGUGCCCCCGGGAAUGUGCACCACUCUAUCGUGUACUGAAAUCAGACCAAAGUCACAAAAGAUGGUUUCACCUUUUUUGUUUGUAAGAGGCGCGGCGCGGUUUCAGGGGGAGGGGGUGCUUUGGAGACUGAAGCCCCCCCCCACCGAAAAAAAAAUUCGACCACAAAGAAAAAUGUAGGCCCUAUAUUCGUAUAUAAGUAUUGAUUAAUGCAGUAUUCCAUUAUGUUUCGUUAGUAAAUGGUCAGCAUUUGCUCGUUUCUAUCAGGGCCCUUGUUAAAAUCAGUACUUCAAAACUAGAUGUAUCCCGAUUUACCGAUUUACUACCAAAACAUAAUAUUGUUUGAAUAUCAUGAGUUUUUUUUUUGUUAUCGCUGCCAUGCAUCAUGAAUAUUUCUUUUUGCAUUUUGUUCGGGGUGAUCUUUUGAACGACCCUUUGUGAUCCAGCGUAGAUUUCAAGACAUGGUCAAUAGUCUCGAUGUUGCGCUUCAUACUUUUUGUUUUUAUUGAUGAUUCAUUGCUUCAUUGUCUGUAUGUAGAAGUGUUCUAUUAUAACAAUAUAAUAAAUCAAAGAAACAAACAACAACAAAAACAUUUAUAUUUUCUAUGGAAGGUAAAGAUCCAGACCUAAUAGGCCUAUACGUGAUGUGAUGAUCUAGUCUGUUCAUAUCAAACUUUAAAAAAAGGUUAUACGAAAAAUAUUCACUCGAUAUUGGAUUAAAAUUCACAAACAUUACAUGAGAGAUUUUUACAAAAACAUAGGGAGAAAUACAAACACUGAAAUAUAUAGCAUCUAUCAUCUUGUUAUUAAUAGAUGAGAGCGGUAUGUCAGCUAGCAUCGGGACUGGGAUGUAUUUGGGGUUCAACAGACACAUACCCCUUUAUUAAUUUGUGGAACUGGUUUAUCUUCAAUGAUAUUAUACCUGGAAUAUGUCUAUUAAUGCCUCAUGAGCCUCCUGUAUACUGUUUAUUAGGAGGAUAAUGGGGUGCAUGCGAAAAACCGAUGGAAUUUUGCCACGAUUCCAUUCCACGUACAUGUAUUGGCAUCGCUCCGAACGUGCGGGGGGAUACCUUGUCGCCUUUGAAGCUAUCGUAAAAUUACAUAUAGCUAUAACCUCCACCCCUCUUUCUCUCGCUCUCUCCCAUUUCUUUCCCUCUCACCUUCCCGUGUUUCUGCAUCUGUAAAUGCGAGCGCGAAGCAUCAGCUGAAUUUCUCCACUACUAAUUUUUGCCAGGUAUAAAGGAAAUUAUGAGGAUAAUGUCAGUCAGUGUCAGUUAAUUAUGCGAGCUCUGAUUCUGGGGAUAAAGACCCAAUGAAUUGCAUUGAGCAUGAGCCGAAGGCUAUCUAACAAUAAAUGCGAAUUCGAUGUACAUUUCAAGGACUGUUUCUUAAAUCAAUCCGAUGAUAAGCAAUCCUUGUCAUGUAGGGAAAUUAUUUUGUGAAUAUAAAAAAAAUUAUGUCGGCCAAACUCAGUGAAUAUGAAUAUCAAGACUUAUGACUUCAAAAUUAUUUGAGAUAAACAAUGGCCUAUUCUGGCCACCCUAAUCACUAUUAUUACUUUUGGGGGAGGGGGCGACGGACUGGAA